Molecule: messenger RNA, 810 nt
Organism: Sorex araneus (European shrew)
Lineage: Eukaryota; Metazoa; Chordata; Mammalia; Eulipotyphla; Soricidae
Product: bromodomain-containing protein 8-like
Exons: 5
Coding region: 1-810 (269 amino acids)
Cellular component (GO): NuA4 histone acetyltransferase complex
Molecular function (GO): protein binding
Source: RefSeq, a predicted model, not a curated record
AUGGGGCAUGAGUGGGUUUGGUUGGAUUCUGAGCAAGAUUAUCCCAAUGACUCUGAGCUGAGCAACGACUGCAGGUCUCUCUUCAGCUCGUGGGAAUCCAGUCUGGACCUUGAUGUGGGCAGCUGGAGGGAAACGGAGGAGCCAGGGGCUGAGGAGCUAGAGGAGAGCAGCCCUGGGCGAGAACCUAGUGAGCUGCUGGUGGGGGACGGAGGCAGUGAGGACUCUCAGGAAGAGGCAGCGCAAGUCGGCCGCCAUAACCUCCUCCACUUCCUCUCUGAGGAGGAGAUUGAGUGCACAUCCAGAGAUGAAUACCCAGAGGAAGGGUCUCUGUCAGAGAUGGAAGAUCAGUCUUCUGGUGAGUGCGAUGACGGCUUCAGCCUUAAGGAGACGCCUCUGGUGGAUAUUCUUCUCAGCCGUGCUGCCUCCUCGAAGCUAUCUGGUCUAGGCCAGAAUGACCCUGUCCAGGAUCACUUGCUCUUUAAGAAGACUCUCCUGCCUGUCUGGAAGAUGAUUGCCAGUCACAGGUUCAGCAGUCCAUUUCUGAAGCCUGUGUCAGAAAGGCAGGCCCCAGGGUACAAGGAUGUGGUGAAAAGACCCAUGGACUUAACUAGCCUGAAAAGGAAUCUGUCUAAGGGACGGAUUCGCACAAUGGCUCAGUUCCAGCGGGACCUGAUGCUGAUGUUCCAAAAUGCCGUGAUGUACAAUGACUCUGAUCAUCAUGUGUACCAUAUGGCUCUAGAGAUGCAGCAAGAAGUCUUGGAGCAGAUUCAGGUACUAUUUGUAGAACGCUUCAAGAAAAAAGAAAGAUAG